Girardinichthys multiradiatus is the source of this 3537-nucleotide messenger RNA. It is a transcript of the gene lrfn5b, whose product is annotated as leucine rich repeat and fibronectin type III domain containing 5b. Gene Ontology annotation, molecular function: protein binding. The transcript is spliced from 6 exons. Bases 163 to 2559 code for a protein of 798 amino acids. Lineage: Eukaryota; Metazoa; Chordata; Actinopteri; Cyprinodontiformes; Goodeidae. The record is from RefSeq and is a predicted model, not a curated record.
GAUAGCUACCUGAAAUAUCUCCAAGAGGCGCCGUCAGUCCCAUUUUAGGCGAGCCACCCUCAGUAUGCCAUCAGAGCUCCUGGGAGGAAAUAACAGCCAGAGCCUCCUUUGACUGGGCUUGAUGCUUCAUUUUCAAGGUCUGGUAACCUGAUUCAAAGUCAAAUGGAGUUGUUCCUGGUCUUCCUGAUAGUCCUCGGUGUGGCUGUGAAGGCGCACAAAGUUCAGAUCUGUCCCAAACGCUGUGUCUGCCAGGUGCUAAACCCUAACCUGGCAACGUUGUGCGACAAAAAAGGGUUGCUGUUUGUGCCCCCUAACAUCGACAGGCACACGGUGGAGAUGCGGCUCGGGGAUAACUUUGUAACCGGCGUUAAACGCAAAGACUUUGCCAACAUGACCAAGCUGGUGGACCUGACCCUCUCUCGCAACACCAUUGGGUCCAUUGCACCAUAUGCCUUCAAAGACCUGGAGAACCUCCGUGCCCUUCACCUGGACAGUAACCGGCUAACCCGCAUAACCAAUGACACCUUCAGUGGCAUGUCCAAACUGCACCACCUCAUUCUCAACAAUAAUCAGCUCACCCACAUCCACAGUGGGGCUUUCAAUGACCUAACAGCACUGGAAGAGCUGGACUUAUCUUACAACAACUUGGAAAGUGCCCCAUGGGUAGCCAUUCAGCGGAUGUCCAACCUCCAUACACUCAACUUAGACCACAACAUGCUCAGCUUGAUUCCAGAGGGCACAUUUUCCGGGCUGCAGAAGCUUAAGAGGCUGGAUGUAACCUCCAACAAGCUCCAGAAGCUCCCUCCUGACCCUGUUUUCCAAAGAGCUGGGGUCCUGGCAACCUCUGGGAUUAUGGGUCCCUCUUUGUUUGCGCUGAGCUUCGGUGGCAACCCACUGAGGUGCAACUGUGAGCUGCUUUGGCUGCGAAGGUUACAGAGGGAGGAUGAUCUGGAGACCUGUGCUUCCCCACAACACCUGGCUGGGCGUUAUUUCUGGACUGUUUCAGAGGAAGAGUUCUUGUGCGAGCCGCCGCUUAUCACCAGACACUCUCAGGAGCUGCACGCUUUAGAGGGCCAGAGUGUGACACUACGCUGCAAAGCCAGGGGCGACCCAGACCCCAUCAUCCACUGGAUUGCGCCAGACGGACGACUUAUGUCCAACUCUUCCAGAGCCGAGGUCCACACCGACGGCACACUGGAGAUCCUCAUCAGUACCGUCAAGGACUCAGGUUCCUUCACUUGCGUGGCUUCCAACCCAGCCGGAGAGGCCCACCAGAUGGUGGAUCUGCUCAUCACUAAACUCCCUCACAUCACCAACGACACAAUCGCGGAGCAGGAGCCCGACCCCGGCUCAUCAGAUAUUGCCACGGUGACCAAGACAGGGGCCGAGGCGGGAGGGGUGCCCUUGGGGAAUGCAAAGACCAGCCAGGAGAAGAAGGUGGUAAUCGCUGAGGCCACCUCUACCUCGGCCCUGGUCAAAUUCAACUUCCACAGAAGCAUUCCUGGAAUCCGUAUGUUUCAGAUCCAGUAUAAUGGCACCUAUGAUGACUCGUUGGUAUACAGAAUGAUCCCCCCGACUAGCAAGAACAUCCUGGUGAACAACCUGGCAGCUGGCACGCACUAUGAUUUGUGCGUCCUGGCCAUCUACGAUGACCAGGUGACCUCGCUGACCGCCACCAGGGUGAUAGGCUGCAUCCACUUCACCACCGAGCCGCAGUAUCUCAGGUGCCAUUUUAUGCAGUCCCAGUUCCUUGGCGGGACCAUUGUGGUCAUCAUAGGAGGGAUUAUCGUGGCGUCGGUGCUUGCUUUCAUCAUCUUCCUCAUUGUGCGUUACCGAGUGUGUAACCAAGGUGAAACAGACAAGGCACUGGAGAUGGGGGACAUCCGAUCGCUGAGCAGCGAUGGACAGCUACAGGGUUGUGGGAUCCCCAAGUCCCUCUCCAAAGAGGUUCUGCGUCCGGAGAAGAAUGACAAGGAAUGCCUCAGAAUUACCCUCCCACCUCCAGAGCCAACCAACCAACGACCUCCUAUCUCUGUACCCACCACAAAACCUUCUGUUCCGGACUGCACGGUUUCUACCUCUGCCGGCAGCCAUAGCUGGCACCCAGCCUCUCCAGGAGCACCAAGACCCAAGCGUUCAGGAGCUCCACCAAAAUCCUCGGAGGCCCGGCGAGCUGAAGCUCAGGCAGACGUUGAGCUCAACAACAUGAACCGCAAUAACUCCUCAGAGGUUAAAAUGGCCACUGCCACCGCUCUCCCAGGGCCUGGCCAAACCCAGAAAUGGACUGGUGCUCCAAGAGGCCCACGACCCCACCAAGGUUCCCGACAUUAUAUGACUGUGCCUGCAGGAGGGGUGAGAGUGAACCGCAGGCACUCGCUAAAUGCAGACUCAUACAGGGAGCGGUGCUAUGUGGCCUACCCCAAGGCCGGAGCCAGCCUGCGCUCCAAACGCAGCUUGUCGAUGAGUGGAGAGCUUCCGCAGCUUGAGAGCACAACAAACAUCCAUCGAGCCAGGGACAAACUAUCCAGGUCUGAGUGGCUGCUGGAGAGCACUUUAUGAUUUCGACUUCACAACCUGUGCAUUCUGGUUUUCCCAGAUUGGAUCAGACGUCUGAUGUGAAGCAUACUAAGAAUUUUCUGCCUUGUUUCGAGCUCCUCGCUGGGGGACAUGUGGAGGGCAGGCACACAGGGUCAUGGGAAAUGGUUCACAUUUGUUUUCUACCUUAUAACCCAUCAGAGUCCUCUUUAUAUCGACUUCAGAAAGGCACAGCAAUGUACAAAACAACACCAUGUAGAAAAAUGUUUAGUUGUGUGAGAUACCAUAUAUCUCAGUACAACCAUAAGUGUUCAUGUGGUUUUGAAUGCAGUAAUCUAAACAUACUGUAUAAUAAGGAGAGCAUCAUACAGGGGAUUGGGUUAAUAUACUGCCUGUUACCUGAGGUGACAGAAUCUCUGAAGACUUUGAACAUUUAGAUUUCUUGUCUUUUGACUCCACAAACAGAUGGUGACAUGUCUUAAUUACUUUUUUUGGUGGUUUUCAAGAGAUUAGGAAUGUGAUUUACAUCCCGCAGGUGCGGGAACAGAAUGUAGACAGCGCUCCAGCUCCUCAUCCCAACACUCCCAGAUCCAGCACAAUGCAGCAUUUCUUUUUCCUUUUUUCUUGUGGCACACGUAGACUCAGCCUAAUACUGCCCUCCGGUUUGAAUCGAUACAUUUUUAUCACAUAAUUACAUAAAGACUCCGCUCGGAUAGGAUUCCUGUCAUGACCGAUUCAAGCGGCAAUUUGAGUGAGCACCGGUGGCAUGACAGGUGCUGCAACUAAUCUGUUAUUACGUGUGGGUGAGAUCCAGAGGAACGGUUUCUUUCCAUAUUUUAUACUCGCAGACGUUUAUCUUGUCACGCCGACAACAACCGUUGUAAAUUAACUUGUCGAUGUAAGAGGAGAGAUAAUCACCAGGACGGGAGGCCGACCGCUCUUGAUUUUGCUGUUGUUUCUGUUUGAUGUUUACCAAUAUAAAUAAACCAGUGAUAAAAGAAA